This is a messenger RNA of Striga asiatica, 1237 nucleotides long. Lineage: Eukaryota; Viridiplantae; Streptophyta; Magnoliopsida; Lamiales; Orobanchaceae. The record is from the annotation of a GenBank genome assembly.
AGUUAAAUUUGAUCUCAAUAGUCAUUACAAUUUAUAUAUAUCAUCCUCUGAACGACAUAAAACCUCCCAAAGUUCUCUGCAGCAACUCAACACAUGUCGCAUCCACGACGGAGCGCGCGACUGAAGUGGAUGGAGGCGGCGGCAAAGGCGGUAGAAGAAAAACACUACUCUCGCCAGAAAAAAGCGCCGUGAAAUUCGUUGUGUUUCGCCGCCUUUCCCACUCGAUGUUUGUUCUUCUGAGUUGAUUUUAUGUCCUUUCCUUUUCUCAACUCCUCAAAAUUUGAAGUAUAUGAAGGAAACGUUUAAAUAUUGCGGGACGAACAUAACCACUUUAUAUUUUAUUUAUUUUAUUCUGCUAAAACAUGAUUAUGCUUAACAGAUUUCUAUUUUUAUGUUUGAAUAAUUCUUGUGGAGGAUGUACAUUCCACUGAGUGCGGAUUUUGGUCUGAUAAUAGCAAGUUGCAGCUAGAGGCUACUUCUUAUAUGCUAAAUUUGGUUUCUCUUGAAGACUACCCUGUAACUGAUGAAGUUGUUGAAACUGAAGGUGUUCAUCGUCUUCGUUGAAUUCCUUGCAUGGAAUGAUUAUUCCGAGCUUCAGUGCCAGGCAGCCUGUCUUCUAAAAAAUAUGUCUGCUGGAACAUCUGAAAACACCAAGAUUAUAGUUGACUGUGGGGCUGUCCCUGUAUUUGUGAAACUUCUUCAAUCUUCACAACUCUGUGAGGCUGCGUGGGCUUUAGGAAAUAUUGCCGGUGAUUCUCAUGAAUGCCGUGAUGUUGUUCUGAACAAUGGAGCAUUGCAACCUUUGUUGGCUCUGUUAAAAGAGCGUACUUAUAUCUAUUUUCUAAGGAUUGGUACAUGGGCCUUGUCAAAUUUUCUUGAGGGAAAACCUGAAGUCCCACCUGAGCAGCUCGAGUCUGCAAUUCCCAUUCUUUCAUCUGUCAUCCUCAGACAGGAUGAACUGGUCCAGAAGGAAGCAUGUUGGGCCUUAUUUUUAUCUUUCUCAGUUUGGAGGUACAAUCCUUCAACUGUGCUGAUACAUGCUGUUCGAGCGCUUAAGUGUAUAGUGAAAGGGGCUGAGAAGUUGGAUGAGGACGACAAGAACUCCACCUACGACCCAAAAGCUGCACCCAAAAUUCUAAUCGCCAAACAAAUGGUGAUGGCUAACAAGGAACCACCAAACCUCAAACUGGACUCAGGGUCGACCCUGGGUGCCCGGCCCGCCCAGGGCCCCUGCUAA